Molecule: messenger RNA, 1491 nt
Organism: Alligator sinensis (Chinese alligator)
Lineage: Eukaryota; Metazoa; Chordata; Crocodylia; Alligatoridae
Product: protein FAM83C-like
Exons: 1
Biological process (GO): epidermal growth factor receptor signaling pathway
Source: RefSeq, a predicted model, not a curated record
AGGUUCACCUGGCUUUGCAGCCAAGUUCACACCAGCCUGGUGACACAUUUCCAAGGCCAAAUUGUUGCAGAUUUUGACAGAGAGUUCCGAUGUUUGUAUGCAGAAUCCAUGCCUGUGACUUGCUUCUCUGUCCCUGACACUGGAAUCCACACUUCUUCUCACAGUACCUCCUGGAAUGUCCAAUCUCUCUUAAAACCUACUCAAAUGAAUGAAACUGAAAAUUCCAGCCCCUCAAGUAGCCUCUCAAAUGCAAGCAUCACAACCAUAAAGUUGUCUCCUUUUCUGCAGAGAUUCACAUACAAUGAAUGUCAGGAAAAGCAAAAUCUGGUUCCUGGUUUCAUUAGUGAAAAAAGAAAAGAAGCUAUGAUACCUGGUAGCCCCAAAUUGGAUUGGAAACCAUCGGACACUACUCACAGCAUUUCAGCUGACCUCACAUCUAUGCUAUAUAAUAAGACUCAUCUCAUGACAGGUAGGGCACCCUUGCAAUUGGACUCUCCCCCCAUAUUAAGUUUUUAUGAAUAUAGUCAUCCACAAAAUGAGACACUGGGUACAACUAACAUUGACCAGUUGUGCCAUGACUCUGCUAUAAGACACAGACUGAAUUCAAGACUACUCCCUGAGAAUUUUGUUACAGACAGAGCAAUUGCUAAGGAGAAAGGGCCCAAUGCUGUUUCCAAUGCUCUGUCAGUAGAAAACAGCAUCAACAUGCAAAAGGAUGAGAAAAGACAGACUCUUGGUCACAGUAAACUUGAUCUAAUUAUCCAGUACAACCAGUUAAAAAGAGAAAAGAUGGCUACAGUUCCAGACUCUGUUAGACUUGAUGAUGUGCCAAUACAAAACGACAGCAAAAUAAUCAAGGAUGACAAAAGAAUGACUCUUGGACACAGUAAGCUAGAUCUGAUCACCAAAUAUAACAAAUUAAAAUCAAAGAAAAUAGGUAGUCGAUUUGGGUUUUAAACUUUUUUGUGGCCCUUGCAACGUUGGCUGAUCUCAUUUACAUGGUGACAAACACAUACUUUUCUCUGGUUGUUUUUUCUCAUGGCACUUUGAAAUCAAAUUCAAAACACAGUUGCCAAGUCCUUAAUUAUAUUUGAUGUAAAAGGAAGCCUGAUGCCAGUUCUUAAUUUCUUAUAUUUAGAGAGGUCAGAUUUUACUGAAAGUGUAUGAAAAGGGCCAGCAACUAGUAUUAGAAUGUUGGUCACAAGAUCACUUUGUGAGUGACAAGAUGAAAAAAUGUAGACUUCUUUUACUCCUUAUAAAAAGGACUACUGUCCCCCAAACUUUAUUUUAAAAAAAUAAUUUGAAGCUACUCUGUAUAUUUCUUUAACUGAUUCUGUUUGGUGACUAACUAAGCUUCUUGUUAUAUCUAGAGAAGUGUUAUAUAGGAAUUCCUUAUCAACUUGCUGAAAACAAUGGGGAAAGUCAUAUUGCACACUACAUAAAAAAAUAAAACUUACAACUGAAAACAUCAGCAUCCAGUCAUGUGUGAAU